UGUACAUGUGUUGGUGCGUGUUGCUACCAGCGGCCACCUAGCGGUGUCUACUGCCCGCCAUUUUUAAAGUGCCAAGUGACUGGUGUGUUUUAACUUUUAACCCGAGGAAAUGGAGAUGUCUCGAAGCAGUACACCCAGGCGUCAAGGCCGAACAAGCAGCAGGACCAGUUGUAGCGGCAGCAACCAGGAGCCAAGCCAAGGCUAUGAUGAAACAUUUGAACCAGACUUAGAUAGGAAAUAUGUUUGUCCUGUUUGUCUGGCUGCCUUCAGAGAUGCCAUCCAAACGAAAUGUGGACACAGAUUUUGCAAGACCUGUUUGAAAGGUGUUGUAGGGACGCGGAGAUUUGCCAAGUGCCCAGUGGACAACACCUGGUUUGAUGCAGUGACAGAUGUUUUUGAUGAUAAUGCUGUUAGGAGAGAGGUAUUGUCUCUCCGUGUGAAAUGUCAUAAUAUGGACCAUGGCUGCCAGUGGGCAGAGGAACUGAGAGACUUGCAGGACCAUCUGCAGAAUUGUGACUAUGUUUUGGUGGACUGUGAGCAUAGGUGUGGAUCUCAGUUUCCAAAAUGUGACAUAGCAAACCAUUCUGAGAGCUGCCCAAAGAGACUGAAGCAGUGCCAGUACUGCAGUGAACAUAUAAUACACACAGAGAUGACGAAGCAUCAACUCCUUCACUGCAUGCAAUUCCCAGUGAACUGCACAGCUUGUGGAGAGACGGGAAUAUUAAGAAUCAACAUUGCUGACCAUGUUGAUGUUGUAUAUGGAGGUUGUCCCUACACUAAAGUGCCAUGCAAGUUUCAAAGUGUUGGGUGUCAUUAUCAGGGUCCAAGAAAGAACAUCUCUGAGCACUAUCAGGAGGCAGUGGACUCCCAUCUGGCCUUACUGUCCACUUACCUGAAUCUCCAAGAAACUAGACUGCAGUUGCAAGUAGAGGAGCUGGAGGACAGCAGAGAGGCAUGCAGUAGACUGGCAGAUCUGGCAAAACAGCAACACAGGUUGAUAGAGGAGCAGCAAUUAGUUGUUCGUUCACAGCUGGACCAUGUCCAGUUCCUAGAGUCUACAACAUUCAAUGGCAAACUCCUGUGGAAGGUUCCUAUUCCAGAGGACCACAGUCAGACCCUAGUCAGUCCUUCCUUCUAUACAGCGUGCCCUGGUUAUAAGUUCUCUGUGCAGCUGGAACUGGAUGGAUACCAAGAUGUCGGUGAGAUUUAUACGUCAGUCUUUGUUAUCCUGGAAGAGGGUUGUUAUGACAACCAGCUAAUUUUCCCUGUGGAUGCCACUUGCCAUAUUACCAUCUAUAAUCAACAUAAGGAAAGCAGAGAUCAUGUGCACACCUCUAUUAAGUGUAAUAGUGUAACCCGGGCAAGUAGUCCAGGUGGAAGUAAUGAAAACACGAAACGUGGUCGCUUGAGACUGAUGAAGAAGGAUGAUUUGCUUAGUUCACAAUUUCUUCUAGAUAAUGCCUUAUCAGUGCUUAUCAAUGUUGACCUUGACUGCUGUCCUCAUGCUUGCAUUGCAUAAGCAAAAGUCAAAUUUUAAUAUGAACUUCAUUUUAGAGAUAUCAGUUGCUUCAGGGUAUUCAUUUUCUGAAAAUUGCUGGUGAUGUCAAAAGGAAGUUGUAUGUCAUGAUUGUUUAUCAGCUUUGUAGUAACGUUUUCUGAGGACUUUUUUUAGCUUUACCAUUUUCUCCAGUUUUAAUAUUUUGGGUAUUAACAAGCUUUACUAAAGGUGGUGGAUAGACAAAUAUAUUUGUUAAUAUGAGCAUAUUUUCAUAGAUAGAUUAAAUAAUAGUGGUGUUUGUAGUCUUUUUAAAGGUCUAAGUUCAUUAACUGGUAUUUGUUAUAAUAUUAUCCCUCCCUUUUUGCAUUCCUUUAAGUGGGGAAAAUGUAUAUCAAUUUUUUUUUUUUACAACAGCAUUGCAUAUUUUAGUUCUAAAGUGUAUGAUUGUAUUUUACAUUUUAACUAAAACAUAGUCAAAAUUACUGUUUGUUGUACAUAACAUGCAUAUUUUAUCAUUAAAUUCCCUUUGACAGCAUA
This is a messenger RNA of Lingula anatina, 2035 nucleotides long. RefSeq names its product TNF receptor-associated factor 6. Gene Ontology annotation, molecular function: zinc ion binding; protein binding. Gene Ontology annotation, cellular component: plasma membrane signaling receptor complex. Gene Ontology annotation, biological process: signal transduction; regulation of apoptotic process; regulation of canonical NF-kappaB signal transduction. Lineage: Eukaryota; Metazoa; Brachiopoda; Lingulata; Lingulida; Lingulidae. The record is from RefSeq and is a predicted model, not a curated record.